Pungitius pungitius (ninespine stickleback) is the source of this 2342-nucleotide messenger RNA. RefSeq names its product polyunsaturated fatty acid lipoxygenase ALOX15B-like. The record is from RefSeq and is a predicted model, not a curated record. The coding region runs from base 1 to 2145 and encodes 714 amino acids. Gene Ontology annotation, biological process: lipoxygenase pathway; arachidonate metabolic process; hepoxilin biosynthetic process. Gene Ontology annotation, molecular function: iron ion binding; oxidoreductase activity, acting on single donors with incorporation of molecular oxygen, incorporation of two atoms of oxygen; protein binding. The transcript has 16 exons. NCBI's taxonomy places the organism in Eukaryota, Metazoa, Chordata, Actinopteri, Perciformes, Gasterosteidae.
AUGACUGACGCGCUGGAAGGCUGUAAACUCCCACAAAGCGGUGUGUAUAAAAGGAGAAGGGUCCGUGUUCCCGUCAACACAAACAUCGAGAGUCCAUCCAAGGAGCCUGAGUGGAUUCCUCUGCCUGCAAGUAUGAAAAUUGUGAAUUACAAAGUGACCGUAUACACUACCGAUGUGGCCAAUGCCGCCACCCUUAACAACGUCUACAUCAAGCUGGUGGGCACUGAUGGGGAGAGUGACCGCACCUGGCUCGAUAAAUAUAAAGGAGCCCUAUCCUUCAUCAGAGGAGCAGACACUUCUUUCACUGUGUCCUGCCCCGUCUCUCUUGGAUCGCUGGUCCUGAUAGAGCUUGAUAAAGAGCCUUUCAGCAUCUUCCCUGAAGAUUCUUGGUUCCCUGCCAAGAUAGAAGUGAAGUCCCCUGAGGGUAAAACCUACAUGUUUCCCAUCCAUCGCUGGAUCACUGACAGUGAGGUGCACCGCUUCAGGGAGGCAAAAGCUCUGAGAGUCUUCGAGGAUGACAACGAUCUGGGCCGAUACAGUCGGAUGCAGGAGCUGAAGCAGCGAGAGGAAGACUACCGCUGGGAUGAGUAUCUAGAGGGAAUACCCCACUGCAUGAAGACAAAGGGCCUUUUUUCUCUGCCUUAUGAGGUCUGGUUCUCCUUCACUAAGGCUUCAGAGUUUAUCUUCACAGAAGCCACUGCGCUGGUGGAGUUGCAGCUGAAGGGAUUAUCUGAUUGCCAGGAGAACUGGCCAGAUAUUGAUCAUAUCCAUAAGGUGUUCUGCUGCAAAGACACUGACAUCUCAGAUUAUGUCCAGGAUAAUUGGAAGGAAGAUGAUUUCUUUGGCUACCAGUUUCUAAACGGGGCCAACCCCAUGAUGAUCCAACGUUGUUCAGCCCUGCCUGGUAACUUUCCUGUGCCAGAGGCCAUGCUCUCCCUCGAGGGUCGGAGGUUGGCAGAUGAAAUGAAGAAAGGAAACAUAUUCCUGUGUGACUACAAGCGUUUGGAUGGACUGAUGCCAAACGUCAUCAACGGGAAGAAGCAGUACUUGAUGGCUCCUCUGGUCCUGCUUCAUAAAACCAGCAAUGAUGAGCUGAUGCCAAUUGCUAUUCAGCUGAAGCAAAUCCCUGCACACGAUAAUCCCAUCUUCUUUCCCACUGAUGGGUUUGACUGGUUGUUGGCCAAAGUUUUUGUGAGAAGUGCUGAUUUCAACGAGCAUCAACUCGGGACUCACCUGCUGCGCACUCAUUUGCUGGCUGAAGUGUUCACCGUGUCCCUGCUGCGCAACGUGCCCAUGGUGCAUCCGCUGUACAAGCUGCUUGCACCUCACACUCGCUACACUAUACAGAUCAACUACCUAGCUCGAGACUUUCUAAUAUCUGAGUCUGGAGUUUUCCCACAGAUCGCAGCUUCGGGGGGAGACGAUAUGAAGACACUCCUGAAGAGACUGUGGUCCUCAGUGACCUACAGCUCCCUCUGCAUUCCAGACGACAUCGCUGAGCGUGGGCUGGAGGACGUGCCCAACUUCUACUACAGAGAUGAUGGACUCAAGCUUUGGGGUAUCAUCAACAGGUUUGUGCAGGGCGUGCUGAGCUUCUACUACAAGACUGAUGCUGAAGUCCAGAAGGACUCUGAGCUGCAGAAGUGGAUUUCAGACAUCUUUGAAUAUGGAUUCCUUUCUCAAACCGGCCCAGGAAUCCCCCAGGGCUUUACCACUGUGGCUGGUUUGGUGAAGUUUGUCACCAUGGUCAUCUUCACUUGCUCAGGACAGCACUCGGCGGUGAACAGUGGACAGUAUGACUACGGCGGCUGGAUGCCCAACACUCCCAGCUCCCUACAACAACCUCCGCCCACCACAAAGGGGAGAGCAAGCGAGGCCACGCUGCUGCAAACAUUACCUGAUGUCAACACAACCGUUAAGGGGAUGGCCACCUUGUGGCUGCUCAGCAAGCAGUCCACUGACUUUGUUCCUCUUGGCCAGUACCCAGAGGAACACUUUGGUGAGAAACAACCCUGCAGGCUGAUAAAGCGCUUUGAAGCAGAGCUUAAAGUGCUAUCAGCUGAGAUCAGAGCCAGAAACCACAUUCUCCAUGUUCCCUACACAUACCUGGAUCCACUGGUAACAGAAAAUAGCGUGAGCAUUUGAAUAUCAGAAGGUGUGAUAUCCUCAGAUGUCGGCCAAAUUCAUCUUCACAUUAACAACAACUAGGAAGGGAAGAACUGCAUGUUGGGUCUUUUCCUGGAAUGAAACGGUGCACAUGUUUGUGGUAUGCUGAUCAAUUUAACUUCUGAAUUUACUGUUUUGUAUCAUCAAACAUUUUUUUGGUUCUUCAAUGAAUAUUC